Messenger RNA from Scatophagus argus, 11058 nucleotides. It is a transcript of the gene kif21b, whose product is annotated as kinesin family member 21B. The transcript is spliced from 35 exons. Bases 390 to 5486 code for a protein of 1698 amino acids. Gene Ontology annotation, molecular function: ATP binding; microtubule motor activity; microtubule binding. NCBI's taxonomy places the organism in Eukaryota, Metazoa, Chordata, Actinopteri, Scatophagidae. Gene Ontology annotation, biological process: microtubule-based movement; mitotic spindle organization. The record is from RefSeq and is a predicted model, not a curated record.
CCUCCUCCAGUGUACGGUCUCAGCGCCGCUUCAACGUGAUCGCGUCUCACUGAGUAGCGAUGUGGUUUAUGGGGAGCGCUUGUAUGUCUCGCUCAUACGCUCUUUGAACAGGAUGUAGCGACUCAGACAGAAAACGGAAAGAGAAAGAAACCGCGUUAAACUUUGCGAUGUGACACACACCGGCGAGCCAGAAAUGAGCGCAGCAGCGGAGAGAAAGAAGAAGACAGGAGCCGUCACGAUGAAGCAGCUCUCCGCCGGCAGGUCUUGACGGCUGCUCCGGCUGACCCGAGACGCUCCCCGCCGCCGCACCAUCGCACGGUUUACAAACACACCGAAAAUCCAACACGGCCGAAAUAGUCCACAUCCCGUUGUGAAACUUGAAAGCAAUAAUGGCGAGCCAGGGCGACUGCUGUGUGAAGGUUGCGUUGAGGAUUCGUCCUCAGAUGGCCAAGGAGAAGAUAGAGGGCUGCCAUGUGUGCACACUGGUCACUCCCGGAGAACCGCAAGUUCUCCUUGGAAAAGACAAGGCCUUCACCUAUGACUUUGUGUUUGAUGUUGACUCGGAGCAGCAGAACAUCUACCAGGCCUGCGUGUACAAGCUCAUCGAAGGCUGUUUUGAGGGCUACAACGCCACCGUGUUUGCUUAUGGUCAGACGGGCUCGGGGAAGACCUACACCAUGGGGACGGGGUUUGAUGUGAACCUGAGCCAGCAGGAGCAGGGCAUCAUCCCGCGGGCCGUUCACCAGCUGUUUGAGGGAAUCCAGAACCGGAGGGUGCGCGCCCAGGAGGCGGGCAGCCAGCCGCCUGAGUUUAAAGUCAGCGCCCAGUUCCUUGAGUUGUACAAUGAGGAGAUCCUGGACUUGUUUGACGGAGCCAGAGAUCCAGAGAGUCGGAGCAGGAAGUCCAACAUUAGGAUCCAUGAGGAUGCCAGUGGCAGCAUCUACACCACUGGAGUCACUUCCAGACUGGUACACUCGGAGGAGGAGCUGCUGCAGUGUCUGAAGCUCGGCGCUCUGUCCCGCACCACAGCCAGCACCCAGAUGAACGCCCAAAGCUCCCGCUCGCACGCCAUCUUCACCAUCCACCUCUGUCAGAUGAGAGUGUGCCAGCAGCCUCAAAUGAACGGAGAAGGAGAGAACGGGGAGAUGAAUGGUGUGGACUCCAGCCCCAUCGCCCAGCCGGAGUACGAGACGCUCAUGGCCAAGUUCCACUUUGUGGACCUGGCAGGCUCUGAGAGGCUGAAACGCACGGGAGCGACAGGAGAGAGAGCCCGCGAGGGAAUCUCCAUCAACUGUGGACUGCUGGCACUGGGAAAUGUGAUCAGUGCUUUAGGAGACCAGACUAAGAAGGGAGGACACGUCCCUUACAGAGACUCGAAACUCACUCGUCUGCUACAGGACUCACUGGGAGGCAACAGUCGCACAGUGAUGAUCGCCUGCGUCAGUCCGUCAGACCGGGACUUCAUGGAGACACUGAACACACUGAAGUACGCCAACCGUGCCCGAAACAUCAAGAACAAGGUGGUGGUGAACCAAGACAAGACCAGCCAGCAGAUCAGCGCCCUGCGGGCCGAGAUAGCCCGCCUUCAGAUGGAGCUGAUGGAGUUCAAGGCGGGGAAGCGUGUGGCAUGUGAGGAUGGUUCAGAGGGCUACAGCGACCUUUAUCAGGAGAAUGCUAUGCUGCAGAGAGAAAACGACACACUGCGCCUCAGGGUUAAAGCCAUGCAGGAGACCAUUGACCACCUGAACACCCGUGUCACACAUCUGCUGGCCAACGAGGUCAGCACUCUGCUGACCAAGUCAAGUGAAGGCAAUGAGGAGAUUGGGGCUUUAAUCCAGAACUACAUCCGAGAGGUUGAAGAACUUAGAACUAAGCUUCUUGAGAGCGAGGCAAUGAACGAGUCGUUGCGAAGGCAGGCGGCCCGAAUUUCCUCGCGUUCCUCCUUCCCUUCCUCCAGUCUCAGCCCUGCCACCGGCUACCCCCCUGGCUCCUCCCCUGCUCCCAUGUCUAUGGAGGCUGAGAUGACGGACGUGUUACGUCGGGCCAAGCUGGAUAUUGAGAGGCUGAAGAAGAAGGAGAGGAGGCAGAGGAGGAUGAGUCCAGAGUUGGAGAAAGGCCUGAAAAAACGAGUGAAACUGCACGCUCACGAGAAUGGAGAGAACGGGCAGAGUCGUGAAAACGGACAAAACGGACAGAAUGAUGAGAUCGAUUCGGAUGACAAUUGCAAUGAGGACAUCAUGUCUCCGCUGCAGGAGGAGAGUGGUUGUGAUGAAGAUGAGGGGGAGGAUGAGGAGGAGGGCAGGGAGGAGGAGGACGGGUUUGACAGUGACGAGAGCCUGGUGGAUUCGGACUCGGACUCUGAUGAGAAAGCCAACUUCCAGGCAGACCUGGCAGAUCUGAUGUGUGAAAUCGAGAUCAAACAGAAGCUGAUAGAUGAGCUGGAGAACAGCCAGCGGAGGCUGCUGAUGCUGAAGCUACAGUACGAGGAGAAGCUCAUCCUACUGCAGAACAAGAUCCGCGACACUCAGCUGGAGAGAGACCGUGUGCUGCAGAACCUCAUGUCCAUGGAAAAUUACACGGAGGAGAAGGCCAACCGGAUCAAGCAGGAGUAUGAGAAACGUCUAAAGGAGAUGAACCGAGACCUGCUGAAGCUACAAGCGGCACAGAAAGAGCACGCGCGUCUCCUCAAAAACCAGGGGAGGUACGAACGGGAGCUGAAGAAACUCCAGUUAGAGGUCAACGAGAUGAAGAAAGCCAAGGUCGCACUGAUGAAGCAGAUGAAGGAGGAGCAGCAGAGGAGGAGAAUGGUGGAGGCAAAGAGGAACCGUGAGAUCGCCCAGCUCAAGAAGGAGCAGCGGCGACAAGAGUACCAGAUUCGAGCGCUGGAGUCUCAGAAGCGGCAGCAGGAGCUGGUGCUGCGCAGGAAGACCCAGGAGGUGACCGCCCUGCGACGUCUGGCUAAGCCCAUGUCAGAUCGCGUGGCCGGGCGUGUGGCCCGCUGGAACCAGACCCCCCCAGUUACAGACUCUGGGGCUGAGUUGUCAGCCAGCACUACUGCAAGCAGUUCUGAACCUGAGACUGGCAGGACUGUGAGCGGGCUGGUGAGACAGUGGAACAGCAAGAACAGUGUGUUUGGAUACAUGGCAGAGAGUGAAGGGAGCAUGGAUGGAACCAGGGUCAUUGGCAGCAGGAAGAAGUUGCAGCGUAAGCCAGCAGGACUGGGCAGUACUGGAGCAGCUGGCAGACCCAGCAGUUUCUCAAAGUCUGCCCGUCAGAAGUGGCAAACCCUGGAGCGACGCAUUAUGGACAUCGUCAUGCAGAGAAUGACAAUCUCUAAUGUGGAGGCUGACAUGGAUCGUCUUAUCAAGAAGCGAGAGGAGCUGACAGUCCAGCAGGAAUCGCUCUCACACAAAAGGGAGGUACUAAUGGCGGACGGGGAGGGACCAGAAGCAGAGGACCGUCUCCUUCAGGAAAUUAACGAGGAGCUCGAGGUGCUGAACGCCAAUAUUGACUACAUCAAUGACAGCUUGUCUGACUGCCAGGCCACCAUUGUACAGAUAGAAGAGACCAAGGAUGAGCUGGACUCGGUGGACACCUCGGUGGUGAUCAGCUCCUGCUCGCUGGCUGAAGCACGCCACCUGCUGGACCACUUCCUAAAGGCCUCCAUUGACAAAAGUUUACAGGUGGCUCAGAAGGAGGCUCAGGUCAGACUGCUCGAGGGUCAGCUGAGGCAGACGGAUGUGAUUGGCUCAUCCCACAAUCACAUGAUUCUUGAUGCCCUGAGAGAAAAGGCAGAAUGCAUCCCUGAACUCCAGGCUCUUAUCCACAACGUACAGCAGGAAAAUGGUUACGCCAGCACAGACGAGGAGCCGUCUGAGUUCAGUCAAGCCUCUGACAGCAGUGUAUCUCAAAUGAAAGAAUCCAACAGCCAGGAUGAUUUCAAGAUUAAGAUGGAGCCUCGUCUGUCAGCUCAGAUGAAGGCGGUGUCAGCAGAGUAUCUGGGUCCUAUCCUGGACCCUUCUUCAGGCAGCAAGCCACAGCACAUCACCAAGUCUCUGGCUUCACUGACGGACAUCCAGGAGGACGGCCUGGGCCUGGCGACAGCAAGUCUGGGGCUCAGCUUGGCCCUACGAGACCCCUACCACAGGGACAGGGUGUCCCGCACCAUCAGCCUACCUGUCAGAGGACACACCUUUCCCAGGCAGUCUCGGGGUUAUGACACUUCCCCUAUAACAAGGAGGAAAUCUUACGACCGUGCGUACAGGCCCACUGAUGGCUAUACUCCCCCCUCCUCCCCUCCUCUGAGGACCAGGAACGACCGCAACGUCUUCUCAAGGCUCACCAGCAACCAAGCCCAAGGUUCAGCUCUGGACAAGUCUGAUGACAGCGACUCCUCGCUCUCCGAGGUGCUCAGGGGUGUGAUCAAUCCCAUCGGGGGUGUGAAGGGGGGUCGGACGGCACCCCUGCAGUGUGUUUCUGUAGCCGAGGGCCAUUCAAAGCCGGUCCUGUGUGUGGAUGCUACAGAUGAGCUACUAUUCACUGGAUCUAAAGAUCGCACCUGUAAGAUGUGGAACUUGGUAACAGGUCAGGAGAUCAUCACCCUCAAAGGCCACCCAAACAACGUGGUGUCAGUCAAAUAUUGUCCCUCCUCCUGUCUGGUCUUCUCCGUCUCCACCUCCUACAUCAAGGUGUGGGACAUACGCGACUCUGCCAAGUGUGUCCGCACGCUUACCUCAUCCGGGCAGGUGGUUUCCGGUGAUGCGUGUGCAGGCACCACCACCCGCACAAUAACCUUUGCACAGGGCGAGUGUCAGAUCAACCAGAUAGCCCUCAACCCGUCAGGAUCUGUGCUCUACGCCGCUGCUGGAAACACUGUUCGAAUGUGGGACCUCAACAGGAUGCAAGGGAUGGGGAAGCUGACAGGCCACAUCGGCUCUGUCAUGUGUCUGACAGUGGGACAGUCUCUGCUGGGCAAAGACCAAGUUAUCACUGGCUCCAAAGACCAUUACGUCAAGGUGUUUGACGUGACAGAGGGAACUCUGGGUAAUGUAGGCCCCGCUCAUAACUUUGAGCCGCCCCAUUAUGAUGGCAUCGAGUGUUUGGCUGUGCAGGGAGAUGUGCUGUUCAGCGGGUCGAGAGACAACGGCAUCAAAAAAUGGGAUCUGGAGCAGCAGGAGCUGACUCAGCAAAUCCCCAACGCUCAUAAGGACUGGGUGUGUGCUCUGGCGUACGUCCCGGGCAGGCCCAUGCUGCUGAGCGCAUGUCGGGGCGGCAUGCUGAAGGUGUGGAACGUAGACAACUUCACCCCCAUAGGAGAGAUCAGAGGUCAUGACAGCCCCAUUAACGCCAUAUGUACCAACUCAAGACAGAUCUUCACUGCAUCCAGUGACUGCAGGGUGAAGCUGUGGAGCUAUGUGCCAGGCCUGACCCCAUGUCUUCCUCGACGGGUCCUAGCAAUCAAGGGCCGAGCCACCAGCCUCCCAUGAUUGCCUCUUCUGUGCUCACCAACCCUCCCUUCCUCUGCGACAAGACAGUGAAGAUCUGGUCGUCAAAGGUGUGGAGGAAGAGGUGACAACCGAAAUGGUUCCUUUGUCGGCUCUCUUGCUGCUACUUCAGCCACUGAUCUGUGACCUGCGCUCUUCUAGCAAUGAGAUAGGACACUGAAAACAGUUUCCAAGGCAAUCAAGGGUUUUUUUUUUCUUUGUCAAGGUCCAAAUGACAAAGCUGAAGUGGAAUAUGUAUUCAAAGGCAAAAAACUAUUUGCCUUUCAGUUUUUCAGUUUUUUUUUUUUACUGACAAUUUGAAAGUGCCAUUCAGGUGUGAGGCAUCUUGGACAAGAUAAACUGCAUCUUCCUGGCAGUGGGUACACAAGACUGAACAAUUUCUCACCUGACAUAAAAACUACCACAGCCUGAUAUUAAAAGGAAAAGUGUCCUUCUGUCCUUUCACCAAGGUUUCAGAGUCCUUGUAGAGCACAGAGAGAUGAGUUUGGUCAAAGACGUGUGCGUUCUGUCGGAGUCGAGAUGUGGGCUGAAUUUGAACCAGAGGGACGUUAACUUAAAACUGCGACCUCUGUUGCUUCAUUCAGGAUGGUGAACACAUUGGAGGAUCACACCAUGUGUUAAUCAUGGCGGAUGAUCAAUAGACAGUUGCUGAUCUUGGAUUAAACAUCACUGGAAAACUACACAAAACACCAUCAGUUUUUGCUGCGAGAACACCCUCCUGAGAGCUGAAGUCAUUCUCAGUAUAUCACGGAAACUUUAUUGUGUUCCACAAGUUGUGUCCAUUUCUGUUAAUAACUUAUCCUAAUUUAUUAUUUUCCCUACCUCAGUUGUUUUGGACUUCGGCGUGAGGUGGGAGGGAACAUUUUUACGGGUCUCCGUGCACAAACACCUGGUGCUUGACAUUUUUGAAGUCUUUUAUUUAACACCUGGCUCUUCAUCUCUGUGUGGACGUAUCCUCUGUGGCACUCGGGCUAUCAGACUGUCUAGCUGCUGACCUUGCAAAGAGGAAAGCUCCUGUCCAGUAGCACAACAUAGGUAGCACUGGCUCCCGGGGGAAUCUGACCGGAUUGUAUUAUCUGCAAAGUGCUAACUGCGGCGAAAAGAAGAAACACCCCUGCAUAUGCACAUGACACAAACAGUACACACUCUUAAGCAGUUUGUGAGUCGAGUGCUCCACUGAGGCCAAAGUGCCCGGUCAUUAUCUCUACCGUCCUACAGUACAUGUGCCCCAUGCCUGCCAUUUAUCCUCUGCACAAAUGGAAAUAGGAGCCCUACCGGUUUUACCCCCUGCUGGCUUUCAGCUCCACUCUGAUCUUUAAGGUUAGAGACUGUGCCAGACUGACCAGCCUUACUGAAGAGUCCUCCUCCUUCCCCACUACUGAACUUCUCCGUGAAGCCUAUGUAAUUAGAGGUCUCGCAGCUCUACCAGCUGCUUUUCAAGCAAGAUUACUUGGGUGAAAGUAGGUCAUAGCUUAGAGGGAUUUCUUAUUAAAAUCCCAAUUUUCUUCCACCCACUAUUUGCUGCUACAUUUAAAGGCGGGAAGAAACUUCCUGUACCAGUGCACUGAUGUACAAAUCUGUUUAUGUGGCAGAUUAUGCGUGUGGGCAACACACACAUAUGCACAAACUGUGGACUCACACAAACACAAGACUUCAGUGGAUGUUGCGGUUAUCCAUCUUGCCUGAUAGGUCUUGCCAUCCCUCACUGUGUUGAUUUAGGGUCUCUUUAAUGAAACAAAUUCAGCACUGCAACACUCCACAUACACAUUCCCACAGUAAUAACCCAAGUCUUAAAAGUCAGCUGAAUUAUCUUUUUGUUAUGAACACAGAUAACAGCAUUCUCAUCAUUUAAAGUUUAUGAACUUUUUUUUUUUGCGUGCCAGUCCAAAAUGACACGCAGCAUUUUAAAGUUCUACUUCUUGAUAAAAACCCAAUUCAUGUCUGUUUGUAACAGUCACAGUUUUGUUGUGCAGCUCUGAAAUGUCACUGCUUCUGUUGGGAAGAAAAAAAAAGAGCUCUUUGGUAAUUUAGUGCACUUUUCCUUAGGACAGACCCGGAGACAUGUAGUUUGAUUAAACAAUGCUUGUAUCUUAAAACAGCAAUCAUUUGUGCUGAAACUAGCUAAUACUUUCCACAUACUUUCUGCAAAUUCUCCUCUAAGAGGGAGUAUGUACCGCCAACAUGAGUUUGAAGCUGCUUACACUCUACAGCAAUCAUGGGUUGUGGUCUUAUUCUGGUGGGUGGGAAGUGAAUGCAAAUGUGUGAAGAGGGUUGGGCGAUUUGCUGAAGUAUUCUUAGGUUUAAUAUUUUUAAUGUUUAGAAACUCAGGUAAAGGUUGAAGGAAAAUAAUGUUGUUCAUACUGAAGUCAUUAGUUGACCCUGUGAAUUUAGGUAGCUCUUUGAAUUGACCAAAUGCCUUGUUUGAGAGAUUUUUAUUUUAAUUUUAAGUUUUACUUUAAAGGUACUAUCAGUGUGCCACCCCUGUAUGUAAAAGACUCAUUUCCAUGUUUUGCUUUUGCAUUUGAUUCCCUUUACCUAUUAUCUAUGUACUGUGCUUUUCUGUACAAAACGUACACAUCUUAAAUUACAUCUUCCCAAUCUGGCCAAAGCUGAAAGUCUUGCAACUCUUGAGAGGAUAUGCACUGAUUUUUGACCUUGAUGACAUGUUUAAAAUAUGGUAAAUGUAUAGUAGUUUGUCUAUAAAAACGGCAUGAGUGGUACUAGAUUUAGUCAGUAGGAAAAUUAACCUCCAUAACAUGAUGGGUUAUACACUUGACCUUGGGUCAGACUCCACUGGACCCUUCACUGUACACUAUGUAUUUAUCUGUGCUAAUUAGCCAAACUGACCCUGCUCACCAGUUCUGUGGUGUGUUUCAUGUGAUAACAAUGCUAAGACAGGCUUUAUCUCUGUUUUUUCCACUUCUCCAAACUCCUUACUUAUUGCUAGAGAAAAUGUUGUAGUACUAUAGCUUUAGGUACUCUCUGAGGUGCCCCAUGCUUGUAUAUUUGCUGAAGGAUGCAUGAUAGAAGUGGUGCUCAUUGGUUGAUUGGACUUCUCAGAACGAACCAGUUCAGUUGGCAAAUCAUUCCACCGUUUACUGUCAAUCUUAAACCACUGAAGUGACAGUGGAUGUGCAAAAUCUUAAAAGGUUUUGGCCAUUCUGAAUCUCAGACAGUAGGAGAAUUAUUUGUAAAAACAAAAACGUUCUUAUUUAUUGAAGCCAAACAGAAGCCCUAAGUUAUUAUCUGGCGUUGGACCAACCCCACCCAAAGUUGCCCCUUGUCUUUAGGAGGCUUGAACUGUGCCGAUGCCAGCACCACGUCAUUAUUUGGUGAUGUGUGUAAAUAGGUGUGUCAUGCAUCUUUCAACAUUACAGAUGUGAUUUAGUCGAGGUUAACUGACUUCUUUUUUUAUUAGCUGGUCUCAGUAAUCUCUGCAAGUUAGGAUUUACAUGCACUUUGGAUAAUGAACACUGCUGUGAAUACUCUGUGAACUGCAUUCCAGAUAUUUAUGAAGAUAUAUAUUAAGCCUAGUUUUAGACUUAGUUUACAAAGGCAGAGUCUCACAUGAGGCUCAAAGCACUGAAACUGUACUGAAAAGAACACAUCUGUUUAGCUCUACAGUAGGUUUAGAAAUCAAUCAUAAUAAUGUUGUGCUGAUACAGUAUGUAAGAUAACAGUCGCGGCAUAGAGAGAGACAGUCCUCUGUAUGUCCCUGCCUUUAAAACCUGCGUUUUUUUUUUCUAGCAAAUCCUACCCGAGGAUGUCGAUUUUCACUGUAGCUCAGCAGCAUGCGCACAGGAGAGUCCAGCUCCAUCCUUAUUUCCCUGGUUGUCUGUGGCUUUCAGCCAUUUUUUUUAAUAAUGCUGACCACAAACAAGUUAUAUUACUCUAAGAAAGAUAUAAUCAGAGACACAAGAUGACAAGAUCUAAUCUUAAUCUGUUUCUCCUGCAACAACUUGGGGAAAAAUCUUACCUGAUGAAAUGUCCUUUCUGUAAGGGAUAUUAUCACACAAAAUAUACCAAUGAACAUGUAGUAAGUAUUGUUUGAUCAGUCCAAUUUUCCAAUCUCAAAUUGGUACACCAGCUGGUGGCAAUAUUCUGUAGUGAAAUGUGAAAAAAAAUCUAUAGUAUGUCCCCAUAGUGCCUAUUAGCAUCUGGUUUAAAUUGGGAAGCUAUUUGUUCAAAGGCAAAGAUCACUUUCACGUUUGAUAACUUGCUCAAUCUGUGUGUGUCUUUAUGUGCGCCCCCUAAUGGUAGUAUGAAAAAAAGUGACUGUUUGCAAAGCCCCGCCUCCUCGUAGUUAUUCUGACUACACCUGUCAAGCUUUCGAUUCUCACCCUGAACUCAUGCAGUUGUGUUGAAAAUGGAAGACAGUGGUAGCAUAAAUUUUACAUUUAUUUAUUUAAAUUAGACGUCAGUUUUGAAACAAUGAGUUUCACACAGCAGUACACAACAAGCACACCUGGACAACAACACGGUAGUUAGAUUCAUGCUGUAAUGUUUGUAUUUUUCUAAGAAAAGGAUUUGAGGAUAAGGAACGAUGACAAACGGAAUAAUUAUUAAUGCAGGUUCAUUUUAUGUUUUACCCCAUACAAAACUGUUGUUACAGAAGACCCCUGGAUUACUUUUGCUUCUGUUAGCCACACACACUAACAUUUAUGGCUUACAUACGGACAGAUAAGCACAUAUACCCAUGCUUUUGCAUGUGUUUAUGGUUUUGGAAUUGCUUACAAGCCAUCCUCAUAUUGCAUAAUAUGCAAACUGGCACUGGGCUCAACAUGUGGCGAAAUUCAAAGCUUGACAGGCUUGCUGUGCUUCAUCAUGGUUGCUAAGAGGUUGCUGGAGAUGAGGCCACAGAACAGACAGGGGGUCGAGCUGAUUGUCUGAUUACCACCUGUAGCAUUUCCAGCCCAACCAUCUUAUGACUAUUAAGAAGUGAAACCUAAGUAGUCAGCAUCUCAGAUACAGCCUUGUGCCUCAGCCAACAGGCCUUACUGCUUUACAGAAACAGGGCAUGUGUGGAGGACAAUAACGAUCAUUCCUCUGAGGACUGUAGAUUGUCCUACAGAUUGUGAAAUUUCUGUUCUCAGUCAGGUGACGUCUCUGCUCAAUUUAUUAGUAUGGCUGACUUUCAACUUUGCCUCAGGCUGCUGAGGAGGAUGGGAUCGCAUUUAAACACAAUCAAGAGGGCUGCAGAUCAAGAGGGCACUUUACUGCUUUGCAGCAAAUCACACACCAACACACGUCUUCUCCUCUGCAGCUGCUCAAGGGUGUGUGCCCCCACAUCAAGCUCACGUAUGCUAAUACAAUAUUAGUCUGUGAACUAUGUACUCACGGGACAUAAAUGCAGGGUCAAAGGUCAUGUGUGCCUUUUUAUUGCACAGACUACUCCCUCUCUUAAAUGAGUGUAAAUGUGUGUACAGUUUUUUUUUUUAUAUUCGACAGUGUGCAUGUGACCAAGCCAUGUAAAAUAUCUCACUGUAAAUAAUGUAAGUAAAUAUUUAAUGAAGGAUCCAAUGUUCCCUAAAGAAAAUAAAUAAGUUAAAAACAA